This is a messenger RNA of Leguminivora glycinivorella, 3691 nucleotides long. It is a transcript of the gene GCS1, whose product is annotated as mannosyl-oligosaccharide glucosidase. The record is from RefSeq and is a predicted model, not a curated record. Lineage: Eukaryota; Metazoa; Arthropoda; Insecta; Lepidoptera; Tortricidae. The transcript has 16 exons. Bases 86 to 2506 code for a protein of 806 amino acids. Gene Ontology annotation, cellular component: endoplasmic reticulum membrane. Gene Ontology annotation, biological process: oligosaccharide metabolic process; protein N-linked glycosylation. Gene Ontology annotation, molecular function: Glc3Man9GlcNAc2 oligosaccharide glucosidase activity.
CAGGUCAAUCCAAAAAUCUAUAGAUAAGAAACCACGUCAAUUAAGCACAUAUGUAACUAGUUAAAACAUAUUUAAGUAUAGAACGAUGGUUCGGAAUAGGAAGACCGUUCAUAUUCAGCACACACAUCGCGGAAAUGCGACUAGUAGUAGCUCAGCAAGCAGUGAGACGGGCACGGGUAGUCGCACGUUAAAAGUGCUCUCAGGAUGGAAAACUGUGAUAGGUUUCGUGUGUUUUACUGUUGCUGUGUAUGUUGGGACUCUAGGCUACUUAGAAACGAGGGUGAACACACCUUUUAGCGAUGAGAAGAUAGUAUCGGAGACGGGUCUGGGCGUCCCGAGCCGGUACUGGGGCUCAUAUCGGCCAGGAGUGUACAUGGGCAUGAAGAGCCGAGAGCCUCGCUCACCCGUCUUCGGCCUCAUGUGGUACGACUUGACCAGUGUUGCGCAGAAGGGCAUAAGGCACUGGUGCGACCAGGGCGACAACCUGCCCUCCUACGGCUGGCUCCACCACGACGGUGUGCAUUUCGGGGAGCAACGUAUAGAGGACCCGCCGCACGAGAUGUUCACCAGCUUCGUCAAAACCCCAGGCGGGGAGCACGGGGGGCACUGGACUGUUCGCAUCAAUGUUACUGCUAAGAACAAUGUGUACGCGCCCUAUGUACUAGUGUGGUAUGGAGCCCUAGACGAGUCUCUCGGGCGCGCGGGGCCGCUCUCGCGGCUCUGGCUCGAGGGCGGAGCCCUGCACGGACAUACGCCUCAGCUCCACAACUUUAGGGUCAACUUGGUACCACUACACGGCAAGGUCCUCCACACAUCGUUUUCUGAAGGUCACGCACCAGGGCUCCAUCUUCUGAAGGAGAAGUUCUACUCUCUUUUGAAAGCUGAGGCGCAUCCUACUUUCGGCAAAAUAGCUGUGCUUAGCCCUGACGACGAAUUGAGGAACAAGGAUGCAGAAGUAAACUUCGUACCAAUCCAGAUGAUAGUGGAACCCCCCUUCGUUAUGGACGUAGUGUUCACUAUAGAGGACCUCCCCACCCCCGCUCUGAAGGGGGAGGAGUAUACCAGGGUGUUAGAAGACAAGAAGAGAAUCUUCAACGAAGAAUUUGAACGUAAAUUUGGCUUAAGAGAGAAAAAUUAUACAGAUCAGGACAUCAGCAUAGCUCAAGCGGCUCUGUCAAACAUGAUCGGAGGUAUAGGCUAUUUCUACGGCGCGGGUCGCGUUCAGUCACAGUACACGAGAGAACCGGUGCCUUACUGGAGGGCCCCUCUAUACACCGCUGUGCCUAGCAGAUCCUUCUUCCCCCGAGGGUUCCUCUGGGACGAGGGUUUCCACGGACUCCUCAUCCAGCGCUGGUCUCCAGACAUCCAGAUGGACAUAGCUGCUCACUGGCUGGACCUGAUCAAUGUCGAAGGCUGGAUCCCCAGGGAGCAAAUACUUGGAACUGAGGCCCUAGCAAGAGUACCCAAAGAAUUCGUAGUCCAAAGUAACGCAGCAGCCAACCCUCCCAUGCUGCUGCUAACCAUCGCCCAUCUAGUCAAAACACAGCCUCAACUCUUCCAAGCGCAGUGGCCGUUACGAAGAACUCUCGAGCGCAUGUUCACCAGACUCCAGACCUGGUACCAGUGGUUCCUGUCGUCACAAAAGGGGGAUGAACCCACGACCUACCGCUGGCGGGGCCGGGUCGACGACGGCCUGCAACUCAACCCUAAGACGCUGACUUCGGGGUUGGAUGACUAUCCAAGAGCGUCACACCCGUCAAAUAUAGAGCGUCAUGUAGACUUGCGUUGUUGGAUAUAUGCCGCUGCUGACGCUAUGGCCACGAUAGCUGAUGUUCUACAGAGGGACACUACCAGGUUCGAAGCGACUCGAGAUCAAUUAGGCGAUGAGGAACUACUAAACCAGCUACACUGGUCGCCGCACACACAGACUUAUGCGGACUACGGGUUACACACUGACGGCGUCCGGCUGGUCCGGCAGCCGGCUAAACGUCCGGGCGAGACCGCUAAAGUGGUCCGGAGCGUCACUGUACCGCCGGAAACCAAAUUGGUUACUUCAGCUUUUGGCUACGUAUCCCUCUUCCCAAUGCUGCUUAAAGUACUGAAACCCGACAGUGAAAACCUGGGCAAGAUAUUAAGAGAUCUGGACAAGCCAGACCUGCUGUGGUCUAAAUUUGGACUCAGAUCAUUAUCAAAAUCAUCGCCUCUGUACAUGAAACGGAAUACCGAACAUGAUCCGCCAUAUUGGCGCGGCCAAGUCUGGAUCAACGUGAAUUAUCUAGCGCUAGCCGCUCUCAAGCAUUACUCCAGGGAGGGGCCGCACGCUGUGCGAGCGAGACAGCUGCACGACAGACUGAGAGAGAACGUUGUCCGGAACCUCCUGUCAGAAUACCGUCGCACGGGUUACUUCUGGGAGCAUUAUUCUGACGUGGACGGUCACGGCGCCGGAUGCCGGCCCUUCACCGGAUGGACCGGCUUACUACCUCUAAUAAUGGCCGGGGAAUACUAGCUGUUAUCUAUAUCGGCAGCCUGGACAUAUAGUGAAACUAUAAAAUUGAGUCGACGAAGCCCCGCUAUGCUGGGGUCAUUUUUCUAUAUUUAAAAUUGCAAACGGGACUUAAUCGCGUAUUUACUAUGUUUUAAAAACUAACCUCCUAAUUUUUCUAGUUCUUUGCCCCAUAAACCCGUAACACUUGUGUCAUUUAUAACAACAAAUAAAACGCAUAAUAUUAUCUCGCCCCCAGACUCGACGAAGCCCCGCGAUGAGGGGCUCAUUUUCUGGCGGUGAUAAACGAUUUUUUUACUAUUUACGCACGGAUAUUAAUAUCCUAUCGUGAAGUGAAAAAUAUUGUAUGCCCUUUGUCGACGUGACCCCGCUACGCUGGCCUCCUUUUUAUAUAUUUUUAUAUAUAGCGAGACCCUAUACACAUUAAUUUCUUAGUUGCAAACACUCCCUACGGUCGUGUUUUAAAUCGAUACUAGUUACGAAUUUCCUUUUCGCACGUGUAUCGUACGACGUUUUUCAGUACAGAUGGCCAUCCGAAGUUUCGACCUGACAUAUAAUGAACCACUUCUCGCACAGUGUGUAAAAAACACGAUCUUUACUGAAAAAUAAUAAUCUCUUCCCUUCAAUCGACAAAGCCACGCGCGGGGCUUCUACUUUUCUAUAGUUCUCUUUUGCUCUCUUAAAUUAUUUUUUAAUCGAUGGCCUUAAAAAUGUAUGCAGCAAUAAUGUUAACAGUCUUCAAACCAGCACAUGUUUUUAGCUUGUAAGUUUUACGGUCCGGCCACGACAUUGGUCUAAGCGCGACAGCGGUGAGCGGCGGCCAUACAUUGGAGCGAGACACAGCGAUGGGACUUUUCAUUCGCACGUAUGGCUGCUCACCGCUGUCGCGCUUAGACCAAUGUCGUGGCUGGGCCGUUAGUGAUAUUUGUAUAUAAAGUGAUUGUAAAAAUUAUUUUAUGUUUAUUUUAUGAUAAGAUCAAGAAUUAAUAUAAUGUCAAUAGGCAAUGCAACGUGUUAAAUUAAUGUUUAAAAAUUAGAACAUUCAAAUUAUGGACAUAUUUGUGUUAUUGAGUAUUAUAGAGAGUUACAAUCAAAGUAAAAUAUGUAGUCACAGUGCAUAGACUGCCAUCUCUCGACACAAGCUUAAAACUUUUAAGCGUAAAUUUUGACAAUUUGGCCCAUAUUCUU